This is a messenger RNA of Larimichthys crocea (large yellow croaker), 2414 nucleotides long. RefSeq names its product Rho guanine nucleotide exchange factor 6. Bases 804 to 1901 code for a protein of 365 amino acids. Gene Ontology annotation, biological process: lamellipodium assembly. Gene Ontology annotation, cellular component: cytoplasm; lamellipodium. Gene Ontology annotation, molecular function: guanyl-nucleotide exchange factor activity. The transcript is spliced from 11 exons. Lineage: Eukaryota; Metazoa; Chordata; Actinopteri; Sciaenidae. The record is from RefSeq and is a predicted model, not a curated record.
UCUACAGUUGUUGUGGCUUGUUGUUUUGACUGCAGCCCUUUACCUCUCCGUUUCAUAACUUAUAAUUAUCUCACUUGCCCAUCCAUAUUCAGGCUCUGUGCAUGUAAAUACAGGCGGGCAUUGGUCGGGGUCUUUCCCAACAGGAUGCUUGCUUCAUUCACAUGCUUCUCAACAAGGAGGCUCAGAGCAUCAGAGAUCCUGACUGACUAACAUGAGGAGGGGUGAUAUCUGCAGGAGCUGCACUUUCUUUUUGUUUUUACCAAAGAGAUGUUAGGCAUGUCUCUGUAUGACACUAGAACACAUUUUUAUAUGUCAUGCUGAGAUCUCAGCAUGUUCCCGGUGUGAGUUCAGAGUGUAAAAAUAUCUCAAACAAACUGAGGAAGCUGCUUUGCAGACAGCCAACUGACAGGAAGGAAGGAGCAACUACUGCACAGCGACUUGACGAAAACUACUUGCCACUGUUAUCUUCAAUUCCUCUUCAAAAGCUUUAACACCUUUCGUUCUCGAGGUUCGGUGGAAAUUUACAUUAUAUCCUGGCAAAAAGGGGGAACUGGAGCUUAACAGCAACCCCCUCCCCUCUCUUCCUCCAGCAUACAAUAUCCUCUUUUGGACCCAACCAGGCUACGUUUUUUUUUUUUUUUUUAUGCUAUCUCUUUGGUUUUAGUGUGGCACACACACACACACACACACACACACGGACACACACACGCACACACAGUGGGGAUGACUGUCUGGACAGAUGGUGCUCAGUGUGUGGACUAGAAGCUGAGACAAGGCAGAGAGGUACAGACUCCUCGUCCAGCAUGGGAUGCUGCAGUGUGACCCAGAGGCAUACUGGAGUGGACGAGGUGGGUCCUGAUGAGAUCGAGCUCCUGGAACUUUCUGGAGACAAUUUAGGGGUGUGGAGUCUAGGAGAAACCCGGCUUCAGCUGUCAGUGAGAAACAGCAGAGAUGAGCAGCCACCACCACCAGCACGUUACCCUUCAAUACAACACCUGGAACAAGAGAUGGUGCUGUGGGGCAGGAGCCGAGACGAGCUGCACCACAGGAUUUUCUCCCAGCAGCCAAUCAGGGACUGGGAGGGCCAACCUCCCAACAUGUAUGGAGAGAUUGUGCACUCCUCCCUGGUGUCUCUCUACAACACUUACACACAGGGAACCAGAGAACACUUCCUGGUGUUGUUCUCUUUCCACCUGCUGAUCCUCUCCCUGGACCACUCUCGACAAGACUUCAUUUAUGAGGGUAUCCUUCCUAUUUCUGGACUUUCUUUGCAAGCCAUCUCCCUGGAACCUGACACGUCACAGACACCACACAUGUUUGAGAUCAGCAGUCCAAUGAUGGACUCCAAGGUCUUCAUAUGUGCCAGUGCAGCAGAGUUACACAAAUGGAUACAACACAUAGAAGACAGGAAAUACAAGUCAAUGGAACAACCCAUGAGUCCUUCCCACUGCGCUCUGUCCUAUCUAAUACCGUGUAAUGAGCACUGGAAAAGAGAAGAACUGAAAAAUUACUUACUACAAGCUCCAAUCUUGCAGUGGGAGGGCUCGCCGAUACAGCACAUGGGCCAGCCGGGAUGCAUAUCUAUUGUCCAUAUCAUUAACAAACAGAGAGCGGGACUUCAAGAAAGACUAAUGGUUCUCUUCCCUCAAGAUGUCCUGCUACUUUCAGUUGACAACAAGCGUCUGAAUAUAAAAUAUGAGGGCAGGUUGCCCCGACACAGCAUCAAAGCAGUGGAGAGGUCAGCCUUGCCUGGGCGGCUGGAGUUUGAACUAAUAGGUGAGCUGAUGGAGCCCCUGCUGAUCUCUUGUACCUGUCAGGAGGAUUAUUGGAACUGGAUCUUUCAAUUGCAACAGAUUUUCUGUUUGAUCUGCAGCUGGACAGAAACAGCCACGUUACCGUGAGUCACCCUCCACCUCCAAUCAUGCCAAAGCUGCAGAGGAGCAGGAAACAGUCCCAGGAGCCGAUGAUAACAAGUGACCAAUGUCACAUCAACGGACGCAGCUGACUCAACAGAAAAAGCUUGAAAAUUCACUGUAAUUAUGAAUCUAAAAUGAUGUGUAGAUGGUAUGUACAUGUUACUUUCAUGUCCAACUGUGCCACAAAAUUGAGAUACAGCAGUGAAAAGUUUGUGUUGAAGCGGUUUCACCCUGAUCUUUAUAUAUCUGGGUGAUUUUAUUACUCUGAGGGACUGAGAUGAUACUAAUAGUUCUCUUUCAUGUGGCGACAAACUGAAACAAGGUCAUAACCCAGUUUAAGUCUACACCACAGCUGAGGAAAUGUUAGACGUAGAGUCCGUAGAGCUGUAAAGGUUAGUAAAGAAAACAGAAGUGAAGAAAGUGUACAUAUUUAGCUCUGAGGAUUUCACCAUGAAAUACACAAUGUUUGACUUUUUCACAAUAAACUGUUUAAAACUC